UCAACAACAGUUAGCUCUGUGACACAUGUAGGUUUGAUGUGACUAAAAGGCGCUUAAAACGAAAAUGUCAGGGCAAACGAUGUCAGUGACAGUUAAUUACGGAUCUACUAAGCACAGCAUCACAUUAACGGGUCAUGAUGAUGGCAAAGGUCCAACUGUCAAAGACCUGGCAGAGGCGCUCAGUCAAGCCACUGGAGUUCCACCAGCCUCACAGAAACUCAUCUUCAAAGGCAAAUCCCUGAAGGACAUGGAUGAGAGUUUAUCCACCUAUGGAAUAAAAGAAGGCAGCAAGCUCAUGAUGAUUGGAAAACGGAACAGUCCAGAGGAAGAAGCCGAAUUGAAGAAGCUGAAAGACAUUGAGAAGUCUGUGGAACAGAUGGCUAAAAAGCUGGAAAAAGUAGAUGGGGAGUUGGCAGGUCUCAAGAAUGGCUUUCUGGCCAAAGACCUCCAGGCAGAGGCAUUGGCUAAACUAGACCACAGAGUGAAAAUAGCAGCUGAGCAGUUCAUGAAGAUCCUGGAGCAGAUAGAUGCUAUGAGUGCGCCAGAAAAUUUCAAUGACUGCAGAAUGAAGAAAAAGGGACUUGUAAAAACAGUACAGGAUUUCCUGGCUCAGUGUGACAAGAUCGAAGCUUGUAUAUCAGACCACCUAUCAAAGAUCCAGUCAAAAAAUCUUGCCCUUGCUGAGUAGAGCUACAAGUCCCUUAUCUUGUGCUAUACAUUGCUCUGUGAGCAACUGCAAGGUGCAUGGAAAGCUUCAGGUAUGAAGCAGAUCCUAUCUAUUGUUGGUGUGAUGUGUAUGAGAUGGUUGGGGGUGGUUAACAACACAGAUGCUACAUAGAUCUGGGAAACUUUCUCUGAGCUGAAGACAGAUAUGAGGUGCUUUCUGAGAUAAUGUACCCACAGACACUCUGAAAGGAUUAAAAUGUAUGGAAUAGUGACAAAUUCACUAGAUCCCUUUAAAGAAUCUAAAACCAGUGGAACAGCACUACUGUACCAAAUGUCUAUCAAAUUAUCCAAGAUGGUGUCAGAAGACUGUUCAAAUUACAUUAACAAAGAAAACCCUCAUUUUUUGUUUUUCUCAUUGUGACGUACGAACUGCUGAGUGUUCCUAUGACACUUUGUACGCACAUGGUCAAAAGUAUGUGGACAUCUGUGUGAAUUGUGCCACCAGCUCCAACUUUCUUUGGGAAGGCUUUCCAAAGGAUUUUGAAACUUGGCUGCAGAGAUUUGCUCCUGUUCAACCACAAGUGUUUUAGAGGUCAGGCACUGGUGUUGGUUGUUAGGAACAGUCAACCUAGGAACACUUAUCAUUUUAUGAACCUUAAUUUGUGCACAGGGCCACCAUCAGGAGCAGGAGCUGGCCCUUUCCCUAAACAGUGGAAAGCACACAAUUGUCUUACACAUCAUUAUACACCUACUGGAAAUAAUUGUGGUUUUCAAUUUUGUUACAUUUUUUACAGUAUUCAAGAAAAUAAGUUUAGGUUAGCUGAAGCCCAAGACCAAAACUAAUCAAGAUUGUCCACAUAGUUUUGGCCAUAGCAUGUAUGUAUUUAUUUAUUAAUUAAGCUACACUGAGUUGGAACUUUUUGUUUAAUACAAUGACUGCUCUGGUGUAUAUCCUUGAAAUUUGUGUGAACUGUAAUGUAAGUGUUUUAAACCAUCACUAAGAUUAUACAUCAUAUCAA
Messenger RNA from Monopterus albus (swamp eel), 1685 nucleotides. It is a transcript of the gene bag1, whose product is annotated as BCL2 associated athanogene 1. The record is from RefSeq and is a predicted model, not a curated record. Lineage: Eukaryota; Metazoa; Chordata; Actinopteri; Synbranchiformes; Synbranchidae. Gene Ontology annotation, molecular function: protein-folding chaperone binding; adenyl-nucleotide exchange factor activity. The transcript is spliced from 7 exons. Gene Ontology annotation, biological process: protein stabilization. The coding region runs from base 65 to 688 and encodes 207 amino acids. Gene Ontology annotation, cellular component: nucleus; membrane; cytosol.